AUGGCCGUCCAUCAAAUGCUGAGACGAUCUUUAUCCAGCGAAAAAAGAUCGGCUGAAGUUCCAAAGGGGCAUUUUGCUGUUUAUGUUGGAGAAUAUGAGAAAAAACGAUUUAUAAUUCCCGUUUCGUAUUUAAACCAUCAUUCAUUUCAAGAACUAUUGUUUCGAGCUGAGGAAGAAUAUGGAUUUCAUCACUCAAUGGGAGGCCUUACAAUUCCUUGCAGUGAGGAUUUGUUCAUUGAUCUAACGUCUCGUUCUGAGACAAAUAUGAUACUGUCAGUAAAUGAAAAUGGACUUUCCGACAAAACUAUAGUAGAUGUGCUUACGCGAGAGAAUUAG
Striga asiatica is the source of this 336-nucleotide messenger RNA. NCBI's taxonomy places the organism in Eukaryota, Viridiplantae, Streptophyta, Magnoliopsida, Lamiales, Orobanchaceae. The record is from the annotation of a GenBank genome assembly.